Fusarium pseudograminearum CS3096 is the source of this 2280-nucleotide messenger RNA. RefSeq lists its product as uncharacterized. The transcript has 2 exons. The record is from RefSeq and is a predicted model, not a curated record. Gene Ontology annotation, biological process: transmembrane transport; fungal-type cell wall biogenesis. Lineage: Eukaryota; Fungi; Ascomycota; Sordariomycetes; Hypocreales; Nectriaceae. The coding region runs from base 1 to 2280 and encodes 759 amino acids.
AUGACUCGACUUCACUCCAAUUGGAGCGCCUGGAAGGUGGCCAUGACGGCCGCGACCCUUGCCACUGGUGUUCUGGGUGACAGUAUCCUCAGGACAUCAGGUGUUACUGACUGCGGUUCCGAAGCUGGCAUCAGUAUCCAAAAGCUGGACAUCAGCUACGACAACGACAAGCAGAUCGUUACUUUCGACGUCUCUGGUACCAGCGACAAGGAGCGAAAUGUCUCUGCAAUUCUUGAGGUCAACGCCUACGGCCGCAAGGUCUACGAGAACUCCAUCAACCCUUGCAGCAAAGACACUCCUAUUCCUCAGCUCUGCCCUAUGCCCAACACACACUUUGCCGCCAAAGGUGACCAGGAAAUCAAGCCCGAAUGGGCCAACCAAGUUCCUGCUAUUGCUUUCCAAGUCCCCGACAUCUCAGCCCAAGCAACUCUUAGACUGGUAGCCAUCGACGACCCCUCUGAGCAAGUCGCUUGCUUCCAAACCCAGGUCAACAAUGGCAAGACUGUUUCAGUUCCCGCUGUCACCUACAUCUCCGCUGGUGUUGUUGGUGCUGCUCUCCUCGUCUCAGGUGCUUCUGCUGUUUCAUCUACUUUGAGUGGAACUGCAGGCGCAGGUCAUGCUGGCGGUGGUCCCAGCCCCAGCUUUGCCCAAACCCUUGGUUGGUUCCAGGGAAUGGCUAUGAACGGCAUGCUUUCCGUUGAUUACCCUCCCGUGUACCGCAGCUUCGCCAAGAACUUCGGUUUCUCUGCUGGUAUCAUUCCCUGGGAAUCUCUCCAGAAGUCAAUCGACACCUUCCGCAACAUGACUGGAGGUGAUCUCGCUAAUGACAGCUUUGACGUCCUCAGGAACGCUACUCUUGUCUUCUCCGACAACUCCACCAGCCCUCCCGCGGACCACUCAUACAAGGUUAAGCGCGCCUUCGACACCUUCGAAUCGCUCGCCAACCUUGCCGCCCGGGGUGUUGAAACUUCCAUGGACAACGAGACAGAUGGUGCGGUUGCGACUGCUGCCCAGGGUCAGACUCUAUCUGUUUCUGGCAUUUCAGCCUAUGUUGAACAGUACAGUGUUCCCAAGUCCAACACGUUCUUGACCGUUUUUCUGGUUGUUGCCAUCAUCAUUGCCUUCAUCAUCGUCAGCAUUCUCUUUGUCAAGGCUGUUCUUGAGUUCUGGGCACUAUUUGGCAACUUCCCUGAGUCUUUGAGCGGUUUCCGAGAGCAUUAUUGGGGAUCCAUUGCUCGAACUAUUACCCACCUCAUUCUAGUUCUCUACGGUAUUUGGGUCUUGUAUUGUGUCUUCCAGUUCACAGUGGGUGACUCGUGGGUUGCGCAGCUCCUGGCUGGUGUUACGCUCGCCAUUUUCACUGGUAUUCUGGGCUGGUUCACGUGGAAAAUUUUCAGCACGGUCAAGAGGCUCAGGAGCACCGAGGGCAACGUUGACGCCCUUUACAACGACAAGCAGUACUGGGUCAAGUACUCUCUGUUUUACGAAGCUUACAAGAAGGACUACUGGUGGAUCUUCAUCCCUACCAUUGUGUACCUCUUUGCUAAGGGUUGCACUCUCGCCGUCGGUAAUGGUAACGGCAUGGCUCAAAGCAUUGCACAGUUGAUUGUCGAGUCUAUUAUGCUUGGCUUGCUUGUCUUUACGCGUCCUUUCGAGCGAAAGUCUACCAAUAUCAUUGGUAUUGCCAUCCAAACUGUCCGUGUCCUGUCGGUGGCUUGCAUUUUCGUCUUUGUUCACGAGCUCAACAUUUCUCAAGACAGCAAGACAAUUGCAGGAGUAGUUCUCAUUGCAGUCCAGUCUGCCCUGACUGGCCUCUUGGUUAUCCUUAUCAUUUGGAAUGCAAUCAACGUCCUUGUCAAGGAGAACCCACACCGCAAGCGAAGAAAGGAGAUGGAGAAAUCCAAGCGUGAUAUGGACACUCUCACCCCUCUGGAUGCCCGUAACUCUCUCCUUCUCGACCGUAAGGAUAAUAACGUCUCUAUGUUCGCCAUGCCUCCCCCUCAGGAAAAGGGACACCUCCCAUCCAUGUCCCCUGACCAGUACAGGGACGCUGAAGCUGGUUACCGGCAACCCAACUACCUGUCGUCAAGCCCUCCUAUGAACCGUAACCUGACCAACAUGGACAACGAUUCUCAGAACCUGAUGGGCAACGCCGCGCCUCCAGGCUGGAGUCAACAAGACCCCCAUCCUGUGGGAUUGGGACGCCACGACUCUGGGGACACAAGUUAUGGCCAGCAACCUUACGGAUAUGGAAAUGGUGGCGGAUACAGAGGGUACUGA